AUGUCCGACACGUGCGAGGCCAAACGAGCCCGGACCUCCGACGCCGUCAAUGGCACGCCGAAUUCUCCAAAGGAAGACGUCUUCGUCGGGAGCGUCGACCAGGGCACCACGUCGACCAGGUUCCUCAUCUUCAACAGUGCUGGCGAACCCCUUGCCAGCCACCAGAUGGGCUUCGACAACAAGCAUCCUCAACCCGGCUGGCACGAGCAUGAUCCCCUUGAGCUUCUCCAAUCGGUCGAGACGUGUAUCGAAAAAGCAACAGCCGAGUUCCGCUCAAAGGGCUACGACCCGGCCAACAUCCGCGCCGUUGGCCUUACCAACCAGCGCGAGACCCUGGUGCUGUGGGACAAGACCACGGGAGAGCCACUCUACAACGCCGUCGUCUGGCCCGACACCCGAACAUCCUCGUUAGUGCGCGAGCUCAAGGCCUGCGACAAUGCAGACAAGCUCCAGGACCUCUGCGGGCUGCCGCUGUCGACGUACCCGUCCAGCGUCAAGCUGCUGUGGCUGCUUCGCAACGUCGAACCCGUGGCCGAGGCCUACAAGGAGAACCGCCUGGCUUUCGGAACUGUCGACACCUGGUUGAUCUACCGCCUCAAUGGGGGCAAGGAUCGGGAGGGCGGUCCCCCCAUCUAUGUCACCGACUCGACCAACGCCAGCCGCACCAUGUUCAUGAACAUCCAUACUCUCCAAUACGAUGACGACCUCCUCUCCUUUUUCCAGAUUGACCGCUCCAAGCUGGCCCUGCCUGAAAUCGUCCCCUCGUCGCACCCUACCGCCUUUGGCGCACUCGCCCGCGGGCCCCUCAAGGGCGUUCCCAUUGCCGGCUGCCUGGGCGACCAGUCCUCGGCCCUCGUCGGCCAAUGCGGCUUUAACCCCGGCCAGGCAAAAAACACGUACGGCACGGGCUGCUUCCUGCUCUACAACGUCGGCUCCGAGCCCGUCAUCUCCAAGAGCGGCCUGCUGGCGACGGUGGCCUACGACUUUGGCAAAGGCAAGAAGCCCGUCUACGCACUCGAGGGCAGCAUCGCCGUCGCCGGCUCGGGCGUGACGUUUCUGCUCAACAACUUGGGGCUCAUUGAGAGCUCCAAGGCCAUUGACGAGGUGGCCCUGUCCGUCCCCGACAACGGCGGCGUCUACUUUGUAACCGCCUUCAGCGGCCUCUUUGCCCCGUACUGGAUCGACGAUGCCAAAGGGACGCUCUUCGGCAUGACGGCGCACACGCAAAAAGGCCACAUUGCGCGCGCGACGCUCGAGGCCACCUGCCACCAGACAGCCGCCAUCCUCGACGCCAUGGCUGCCGACUCGGGCCACGCGCUCGAGUCACUCGCCGUCGACGGCGGCCUCUCCAGCUCGGACCUGUGCAUGCAGACGCAGGCCGACCUCAGCGGCAUCCCCGUCGACCGCCCCGCCAUGCGCGAGACGACGGCCCUCGGCGCCGCAAUUGCCGCCGGCCUCGCCACCGGGGUCUGGGCCGACCCCGACGAGCUGCGGUCCGUCAACGCCAGCAACAGGACCGUCUUUCAGCCCAAGCUCGGCAAGGCGGACAGGGCCGGCAUGCGCAGGCAGUGGGAGAGGGCCGUCGAGAUGAGCAGGGGGUGGGUGCUGGACCAGGAGUGA
This is a messenger RNA of Hirsutella rhossiliensis, 1620 nucleotides long. Its product is annotated as glycerol kinase. The record is from RefSeq and is a predicted model, not a curated record. The coding region runs from base 1 to 1620 and encodes 539 amino acids. Gene Ontology annotation, molecular function: glycerol kinase activity. Gene Ontology annotation, biological process: glycerol metabolic process; glycerol-3-phosphate biosynthetic process; triglyceride metabolic process. The transcript is spliced from 3 exons. Lineage: Eukaryota; Fungi; Ascomycota; Sordariomycetes; Hypocreales; Ophiocordycipitaceae. Gene Ontology annotation, cellular component: mitochondrion.